AUGUGCCAAGUGGGCCACCACGAUCCCGGCAGCCACCAGAGGGUCCUCAUGAAAACGGGCCUCAUCCUCCUCAUCAUCGGGCACCUCAACUUCAUCACGGGAGCCCUCGUCCACGGCAUCGUGCUGUGCUUCGUGGUCAGCCUGCGGGACGCCGUGUCCCUGCAGUACGCCGUCUCGAACACCGCCUCGGCCAUCGCUGCCCUGCUGACGAUCUCCUGUGGCUUAUCUGCCCUCAUGCUGUCCCGUUACUUCGCCCCUGCAGCCCUCGUAAGCAGCCCUGACCCUGCAGCCCCUACAAGGCUCCAUCCCACAGCCCCUCGCUUGGGGACCACCCCAGGCGGGUGGCCGUGCAUGGCCCCAUCUCGGCUCUCCCUCGUCUCUCCCCUCCCGCAGAAAUGGGCGGUUUUGGCCCUGAGUGCCAGCAGCAGCCUGGGCUCGCUGUCCUGCCUGCCAGGGCUGGCGGUCGCCAUCGGGCUGACGCUGGGCAGCCGGGGCCGGGUGCUGCUGGCACCCUGCGCCCUCACCGACGCUGCCCUCGCCCCGCUUGCCCGGCAGUGCCCCUUCGAUCCCACCCGCGUCUACAGCUCCACGCUGUCCCUCUGGUUCAUCUCCCUCAUGCUGGGCUCGCUGGGGGUCGUCUUCAGCAUCCGCUGCCUCCUGCUCGCCGUCGAGCUCCUCCACCUCAGCUGCUGCUGCCACAGGGUGCGCCGGCAGAAGGUGAAUCCCCUCUAA
Molecule: messenger RNA, 732 nt
Organism: Anas platyrhynchos (mallard)
Lineage: Eukaryota; Metazoa; Chordata; Aves; Anseriformes; Anatidae
Source: RefSeq, a predicted model, not a curated record